AUGCCCAAGGGACCCAAAGGCACGGAACCCAAGGACGGCAGAGAGAAUCGCGUGGUGCCUGCUUACCCACCAUGCAAUGCUCGAUUGCUCGUCGAUGGCGGGGGUGCGGGCGCAGGCGCAGGCUCGACGGACAUGCUGGAAGCGCUCGACAUACGACUUUCAGGUUUGCCAUUGAAGCAAUCGGAUAGCUACGAGUCCUCAGGACGCAGGUCAGGCGAACCAUCAUGGAAGGAUAUCGCGGUGGCGGAUAUGCAUACGGCGGUGGAGCACUGGGAGAGCGUCAUGCAGGCGUUGGUGGAGCAUCCUGAAAGGAGCAGUUCUUGGAUCUCCCGCGCAGACAUUGUCGAGUCCCACACUUACGCAACUCCGAUAGGUGUGGGUGGGUGGAGCAAGCUGAAAAGCGUACAUCGGCGCAUCAUACCUCGCAAAGCUCAGGCUGAUUGGCCCAUCGAGCAAGAAUGCUGUUUUUACGAGCGAGUCCGUGAGAUCAAGGCGGCAAAUGAUGGUGAAGAAUGCAAGUUGAGAGACGCUUUGGUCGUAUAUACGUGUUACCGAUCUCGCUCAGGCACUACUUCCAUUGGACAAAUGCGAGAUGCCGCCACAUCUCAUCGCAGGAAUGCCUGGAUGGGAGUACAGGCUGAAGAUGCAAGUCAACACGCAGACGAGUCCCAACUUCCCCUCGAGCUGCCGGCGAGUGUAGCUGAGAUUCCCUUCUACCAUCCAGCGGUGCGAGCCAUGGCUUUUCAAUUUCACACGCUACCAGAAGCAGCGGUCUCUAGCUCGCUCCCAGACCAGAGUCUUGCAGUGAGGGGCAUCGGACGCAUCUCCAUUGUUCCAUUCUCCUCGACCAGCUUCCCACUGCAAGCUGCAGACCGUCUCAGUCGGACAGCGCUCUCUCUACUCACACUUCAAUCCAAGCACGCCUGGGGCGCUCUACACUCCUACGAAAAACGAGUGACGCACGAUCGUCUAGUUGGCAAAGAAGAGUAUAUGGACACUUAUUCGGAACUCAAGAGAUUGCACGCUGCAAGGUUAAUCGAUACGUGGUGCGAAGUGACGGAUGCUGAUAAGCACGUCUUUGAAGAUUUGGGCAUAGCUGCUUGGCUGAUGUGUCUUUGGAAGGACAUGUACGCGCAUGAUUGCCCAAGCAGCACGUCUGGCGAGACCUCGACAUCCGCAGACGGGAAAGCAAAACGACCCUGGGACAGCUGGGGAAGACCUCCGGGGGGAUUCGUAGACGUAGGCUGCGGGAAUGGUCUACUGGUACAUAUUCUCAACGCAGAGGUGAGUGUGCAUGGGCUGCGGUAGCAAAACGCGAAACGAAAAUUUGACAAGAUGUCCUCCGGCUUUGCCCUCUCUUGACUCACUCCAGGGCUACACCGGCUACGGUUUCGAUCUUCGAGCGCGAAGAUCUUGGGAUGUUCAUAGACGCGCACCAGGCGGGGCAAGCCUACACGUCUACUCUCUCGACGUUCCCCUCUACAUUGCUUCCCUUCUCAACUCCGGCAUGUCCGAUCCCAGCACCAACACAGGCGGAAUCCUCACUGAAAGCAACACGCCAAAGUUCCUACCAGGCUGUUUCCUCAUCGCUAAUCAUUCGGACGAACUCACACCAUGGAUCCCAGCGCUCGCUGCGCUCAUUCCCGGCUGCAGCUUUGCGAAUAUUCCCUGUUGCGCAUGGAACAUGGACGGCUGCAAGUUUGGUCGGACCCGCUUUCGUGUAGAGAAUGAAGAAGUUUGUCAUCUGCUUGGUCUGAGCAAAGGCUCGUGCGGCGUCCAUUGGACAGAAGAGACGAGUGCAGCUGCACAACUACGGAGCAAAAUGAUGAACGAGCUGGUAGAGCAAACGCAACAAGCUUUGCUUUUGGGCCCGUCCAACGCAGGUUCAAACGUCACGUCGACCACAUCAGCCUCUCGAAAUAUAGCCUACAUCCACUACAUUUCCCAUCUGCACCUCAGCGCAGGGUUUCAGAUUGAGAAGGAAGUAUUGAGGAUACCCAGCACGAGAAAUUGGGCUCUGCUCGGUCGUCGAAGAACGUGGGAGUUGCUUAUAGACUCGGAAACAGAGGAAGAGCAAAGCCAAAGGAGGAAGCGCGUGGAGGAUGCUGUGAGGGCCAGAAUGACGCGGGAUGUAGAGUGCGCUAGGAAUAAUGCGUGGAAAGCUCGGAUACCUGAAGGCAAUGCCGGCAAGAAUGUACACUAG
Molecule: messenger RNA, 2203 nt
Organism: Ceraceosorus bombacis
Lineage: Eukaryota; Fungi; Basidiomycota; Exobasidiomycetes; Ceraceosorales; Ceraceosoraceae
Source: the annotation of a GenBank genome assembly